This is a messenger RNA of Suillus subalutaceus, 426 nucleotides long. Its product is annotated as ribosomal protein L24. The record is from RefSeq and is a predicted model, not a curated record. Gene Ontology annotation, molecular function: structural constituent of ribosome; RNA binding. Bases 1 to 426 code for a protein of 141 amino acids. Gene Ontology annotation, cellular component: cytosolic large ribosomal subunit; ribosome. The transcript is spliced from 5 exons. Lineage: Eukaryota; Fungi; Basidiomycota; Agaricomycetes; Boletales; Suillaceae. Gene Ontology annotation, biological process: cytoplasmic translation; ribosomal large subunit biogenesis.
AUGAAGUAUAACCCUGACGUCUCCUCUUCGCGGCGCAAGAACCGCAAGGCCCAUUUCAGCGCACCCUCCUCUGUGCGCCGCAAGAUUAUGUCGUCAUCCCUAUCCAAAGAACUUCGGGCGAAAUACAACACGCGGUCACUACCGAUCCGCAAGGAUGACGAAGUACGGAUUUUGCGGGGGAAAUACAAGGGUCGGGAAGGAAAGGUUACUCAGGUGUACCGCAAGAAAUGGGUCAUUCAUGUUGACCGUGUGCAACGCGACAAAUCCAACGGUGCUACUUCUCCCAUCGGUAUCCACCCCAGCAAAGUCGUGAUCACAACCAUCAAGCUUGACAAGGAUCGUCGGGCAAUUCUUGACCGCAAAGACAGAUCAAAGACCGCACAACCCGCCGCCACUGAGGAUGUCGAGAUGGUGGACGCGUAUUGA